Molecule: messenger RNA, 2492 nt
Organism: Myxocyprinus asiaticus (Chinese sucker)
Lineage: Eukaryota; Metazoa; Chordata; Actinopteri; Cypriniformes; Catostomidae
Exons: 16
Coding region: 1-1362 (453 amino acids)
Biological process (GO): mitochondrial fusion
Source: RefSeq, a predicted model, not a curated record
AUGACCUCUGUCAUCUUUGACUGUCUCGGCCGAGGACGGCUGAAGAUAGCGACGGCCCUCGCUGUCACCGCAGGAGGGUUAUACUGCCUUUACAGGUGUGGCUUACUUACAAAGUCUUCUCUUCUGGAUCGGCGGAUUCAGAGAGUCGAGGCGGACCAUCACUGGACCGAAGGGUGCAUAACAGUUCUGGAGGGCUCUCCUGUUACCUCUGAGGAUCUCAGUGAUGCUUUGGAGUUGCACCCAACUUUGGAUUUUGGAGUGCUUGCCUUAGUCCCGUUGAGCCAGAUGGGCAGACUGAAGCCAGCGUGGGGGACUACACGCUUUCAGUUCACUGACUCCGAGGAGUCUGAGUUUGAGCGUCUAGAGAUGAAAUAUUGCUUUGUGCACAUGGUGAGAGGUGUAGAGACGAGGCUUUUGUGGGCACUUUCCACUGAGAAGACUAUGCUGGAUCCAAACGGCAGACCAUACUACCGCAUGAUCAAGCAGGCUUGCUUUGGUGCAGGGCUUGUGUGUGGGCAGAUAAUGCAGUAUGUCACCCAUUUGCGCUUAGAGACGACUGUCGAAGUCCACUAUGGAUUCCACUCGCACACACACCUCUCAGUGGCCCAUUUCAUCAUGAGUUUUGGGAUGGACGGCCAGAUCACAACCUCUUCGUGGGCCGAGGAGGAGUCAUUUGACUGUCCUUCUGAGUCUGAUUCGGGCCCAGAGUCUGAGUACUCAGAUUAUUCUGAGGGCAGUGAUGAUGAGGAUCUGACUCCUGUGGAGAGGGAGCUUCCUAACACCAGCCUCCAUCUUCACAGUCUUUAUGUCUUUGACGUCCCAAUGAAGCUCGAGGCUCUACGCUUGGCUUUCUCUACACUGCUCUCCCGUGGCAAUGUGCAGAAUACUCUGUACGUGGCUGGGAAGAACUUGCUGUCACAUCUGGUGGCUGCCAAUAAACAGGAUGUGAAUACCUUCAAGGAGGCCUAUGACCGCGUCAUUCGUCUCCUGAGACGGUCAGACCAGCGGGAUGCUGUGAAGAAGGAGCUGCAUGAUGUUGGAGUUCAUCAGUUGAACUUCCUAGAUGUCUUCUUUGAAUUCAUCCUGGUUGGCCUCGUCCAGAACAACUUGCCUGAGGCUGUAUGCAACGGAGGGUUCUUGGAGCACCUGAACUCCCUCAUCAGCACUUGGGAUAUUCCAGGUGAUUGGGAGCCAGCUGCAGAUCAACAGUUCUGGCAGCUUCAUCGUUAUCUAAUGGACCUCCUUGAAGCCCUUGCCAACCUGCCUCUAGACACUUACCACAGCCCAGACCUGCUGGUCAAUAAGGUAUCUGCCCUCAUCGCUGAGUGCAUUCAGCUGAUGAGAGGCCUGGACACAAUCUGAGAGACCAUUUAGACUCUGUACCUCCCCUGACCCCUCCCCUCUGUUUAACCCCUUCCCUGUUUCAAAUAGUCUCUCUAAGGUAAGUAUGUAUAUGUUUUGUAAGUAUGUACAUGUUCUGUAUCUAUGCUGUAUGUCCCUUGAGCUUUUCAACAGGUUCGUCUGGAGUGCCUGACCCAUGAAGACACUGACCCUGUCCGAGUUCUCCUUUGAUUCUCUGUAAACGUGAAAGACUUCGGUUUAACUGUUUAUGCACAGCAUCAGGAUAUCAGGAACCUACAGCCCAGAGAUUGUUAACAUCAGGACUGCAGGAGCACAAGAACCAUCACGCUUGAAACUACAAGACCAUCACCAUCAGUAUAUCAGGAGCUUUCAGCUUGGAGACCGCUAACAUCAGGACUGCAGGAGCACAAGAGGACCAUCACACUAGGGACUAUAUGAUCAUCAGAAGCAGAAAAACUUUCUGCACUUUUGGACAUUAGCUUCUGGACAUUCUAUUGAUAAUUUGUUUUUUAAUAAGUGUAAUUUUCUUUUAUAUUUAAAUAAUAAAUGUUUUACUUAUCUUUUUAGAAUUUUCUUCAAUUCAAGUUCAGCUGUAUCAAAAGCAGAUCUAUUAUAUGCUGUUGAUUACCUCAGACAGUAAAUAAGUCAAUGUGGUGGAGCAUUUUGUAGGGUUAAAAGCUUUUGUAAAAGCUCUUACAGUACAUGCAAGUCCACAUGAAACAGUUUGCUGCACACAAUUUUCUUUCCCGUUGACAUUUUUGUUGUCAAAAAUAAAAAUAGGAAGUUGGGGCUCGAUUUAAUGAAGGGCUUGUCCUUUUUUUUUUUACGUAGUUUAUUUACUAAAUAGCCUGCCAAUUGCUAUUAGCUAUAGUCGGUUGCAGGUGUCAUUCAGUGGAUGGGAUAUUUUAAUUUCAGAGUGGGAUUUAUUGGACCUCAGCAUAAAAUGAGUUAUCAUUAUAUGUAUUUGGUCUGAUUUCCCAGAAGAGGAAGUCUGUAAAUUUACCUCUGCUAAUAGUUCAUCGCUAUUAUAUAGAUAAAAAAUUUGUUUUGUCAACUUUUAAGAGUACCCUUGCAUAUACUGUAAAUGGCCUCAAAGCUUGUAGAAAUGGACUAAAAGCCACUCUGUGGAU